AUGUCGGUAAGAAAUCGUACGGCACCCGGUCCCGACAGAAUAAGACCAGAACACCUGAAGAGCCUUCCGCCAGUACUCAUCAACACCCUGGCGAGGCUCUUUACACGUUAUCUGUCGGAAUGCAAGGUUCCUAAACAGUGGAAGACCAGCAAGACCGUGUUGUUGUAUAAAAAGGGAGAUCCACAUGACAUCGGCAACUAUCGCCCAAUCUGCCUACUGUCCGUCAUCUACAAGCUCUUUACAAGAGUAAUCCUUAAUAGGAUUGAAAAAGUCUUGGAUGAAGGACAGCCAUGCGAGCAAGCAGGGUUUCGAAAAGGAUUCAGCACGAUUGACCACAUUCACACUGUUUCGAAACUCAUCGAGGUAUCACGAGAGUACAAGAUGAUGCUCUGUCUCACCUUCAUCGAUUUAAAGAAGGCUUUCGACUCGGUUGAGACGGAAGCGGUCGUGGAAGCCUUGGACAACCAAGGCGUCCCUACUCAGUAUAUAAAGGUACUUCGAGAGUUGUACAGUAACUUCACGACCGGAAUUUCGCCAUUCUACAAGAACAUCAUCAUUGACGUGAAGAGGGGGGUCCGACAGGGUGAUACAAUUUCACCCAAAAUAUUCACAGCCACCCUCGAGAACGCAAUGCGAAAAUUGGAAUGGGACGACAUGGGAGUGAAGGUUGAUGGUCGGCAGCUACACCAUUUGCGCUUUGCUGAUGACAUCGUACUGGUAACACCUAGCAUCAGCCAAGCGGAACGAAUGCUGACCGAAUUCGACGAAACAUGUGGAUGCAUCGGUCUUCAGCUGAACCUACAAAAGACGAUGUUCAUGCGGAACGGAUGGGUCUCGGAUGCCCCAUUCACGCUCAACGGAACGAACAUAUCCGAAUGCACCAGCUACGUUUAUCUGGGUCGGGAACUGAACAUGAUGAACGACCUGACCCCCGAGCUGGGCAGGAGGAGACGAGCGGCUUGGGGAGCGUACAAGAGCAUCGAGGAUGUAGUGAAGAAGACCAGGAACACCCGGCUCCGUGCUCACCUCUUCAACACCACCGUACUUCCUGCUUUGACCUAUGCUUCGGAAACCUGGGCAUUUCGCAAGCAGGAAGAAAACGCGGUGAGCGUCAUUGAACGCGCAAUUGAGAGAGUGAUGCUAGGAGUAUCCCGUUUCACGCAAGUGAGGGACGGGAUUCGAAGUUCCCUCCUACGUCAGCGAUCGAAGAUUAGAGACGCCGCCGCGUUUGCCAAGGAAAGUAAAAUAAGGUGGGCCGGACACGUGAUGCGCUUUGAUGACAACCGUUGGACCAGAGCCGUGAGCGACUGGGUUCCCCGCGAUAUUAAGCGCACUACAGGAAGACCGCCGACCCGAUGGUCAGAUUUCUUCACGAAGUCCUUGAAAGAAAAAUAUGAUGCUCUUCGUGUCCCACGCGAAAGGAGGAACCACUGGGCUACUCUGGCACGCGAUCGGGACAAAUGGAAGAAUUACUGGCGCCCGCUCGACCAGUUCGAAGAUCAACGGGAGUCAAGGUGA
This is a messenger RNA of Necator americanus (New World hookworm), 1518 nucleotides long. RefSeq lists its product as uncharacterized. Bases 1 to 1518 code for a protein of 505 amino acids. The transcript has a single exon. NCBI's taxonomy places the organism in Eukaryota, Metazoa, Nematoda, Chromadorea, Rhabditida, Ancylostomatidae. The record is from RefSeq and is a predicted model, not a curated record.